GUUAUGGCGAGCAUCCUUCUGUCAGCUGUAGAAGUUAAUUGUCUGUCAAAUAGUGAAUAGUGUAGUAAAGCAGCAGCGGUAGCCUUUUUAAUUUUAUCAAAUAUGACUUUUUAUUUAAAAUUUAGCAAUCAUAGGUAAUCGGCGCGUUUAGUAGUAAGCUUAAUUAGUAUUUAGUAUAGUAGGGCGGGACGUUAAGGCCGCAGGAUGAGUUCAAGAGAUCGGGACCUAAAAUCGCUUCAGGACAAGUUGAAAGUAUUCUUAAAAAAAGGGAGUUCCGCGGCGCUGCCGGCGCGGAGUGAGCUGGUGGUGUCUGCGGAGCUGGCGCGUGAGCUGUGCCGCGACGCGCCACCGCCGCGCCGGCUGCGGGCCAUGAAAGACCUCGCCGACAGGGUGCACACCUUGCGCGUCUCUGAGGGCACAGUGCAGAAGCUGUGGAGCCUGACGCGGGACCUGCUGGAGGACAGCAGCGCGGAGAGCCGGCAGACGGCGCUGGGGCUGCAGCGCGCGGUGCUGGAGGCGGCGGACGCGGCGCCGGCGGACGAGCUCACCAUCAUGCGCACCAUCUACCUGCGCUUCCUGCGCGAGACGCAUCCCAACCACCCGCCCGAAGACACACAGCUCAGAUUCAAAUUUUUACAUACAUUGACUAACACUGGAAAAAAUAUCAAGUGUUUUGAAGAAGAGAUUGGGUCGUUCCUGCUAGAAUGGCUGCCUCAGGUGCAGGAGCCGGCUCUCGUUGAGGAGUUCCUGCAGCUAGUCAUCAACGUCGUCAAGUUCAACGCCACGUAUUUAGAUGAGGAAAUUGUUCAUGCGUUUGUUAACCACGCGUGCCACCUGGCGGUGUACUCGGAGGAGAUGGGCGUGGUGCUGUGGGCGCUGGCGCUGCUGGAGGCGGUGGUGGGGUACUCGCUGCUGCCUCGAGCUGCGCUGCGCACGUUCGUGUCGGCGCUGUGUCGCUGCGUCAACCUCGAGCGCUACUGCCAGCCCUCCUGGAAACUCAUGCGCAUUGUGCUCGGCGCCGACAUAGGUCACGCGGCGCUGUCGGAGCUGGUGGAGCUGCUGCACGGCGCCGACAACGCAGGGCUGCAGCGCGGGGCCGUGUUCUACAUCAACAUGGCGCUGUGGGGGCCCUGCCGCGUGCGCACGCUGCACGUGUCGCUGCUGGCCGUGCUGCCCGCCUUCCUCAAGGCGCUGGAGGGGCAGCACUCGGUGGUAACGUACGAGGUGCUGCUGGCGCUGCAGAGCCUGGUGGCGCGCGCACCGGCGUCGCUGCAUGCGGCCGCGUGGGACGUGUUGCUGGCCGCGCUCACCGCCAUCGUGCAUCACGACCGGGCGCUGGAGCCGCCCAACGAGAUGAUCCACUCGCGGCUGCACGCGCUGCUGACGGCGCUGGAGCAGCUGCUGGACGCGGGCCAGUACUGCGGCGAGGUGGAGGCGCUGCUCGACCUCAUCGACCUCGUCGGUCAGGACCGCCCCGAGUCGUCGGUGCUGCGGCUGGUGGAGCUGCGCACGGCGCGGCUGGCGGGCGGGCGCGCGGGCGCCGCAGCCGCGCUGGCGGCGGCGGAGCGCUACAUCCGGCAGCAGUCGCGGCUGGCCGUGCGCACGCACGCGCUCGACCUGAUCCUCGCCUACGUCAAGCGCACCAGGUCGGUGUACGGCGAGGAGCUGGUGGAGCUGGUGGCGGUGCCGGUGCUGGCAGCGUGCGCGGCGGACGCGGCGGCGGGGUUGCGUGCGGCCGCGGCGCGUGCGCUGGCUGAGCUGGCGCGGCUGUGCGUCGCCGACCCCGCCACCGACCUCAUCGACCUGCUCGAGAAGAUCCUCAACAGACCAUUCGAAAUAUACGUGACAGACGUGCCGGUCCCGGCGGACGAGGGCGGCGACCUGCAGCUGGCGGUGGCGGGGCUCGUGCAGCUGUUCCACGACAAGAUGUACAGCCCGCCCGCCUCGCACGCCGCCCGCUGUCUGCUGGUCUUGCUGGACCAUCUGGACCUGCAUUACAAGAGGCCGGCCUUGUUCCAGAACCAUCCGGAAAUUAGGCUGAAGAUCUUCGAGCUCCUGUUCGGGCUGAGAGUGAACGAGUUCUGCUGCGUGGGAUUCUGUUACGACUCGCUGGGGGCUCCGGUGUGGGGCGCGGCGGCGCAGCGGCUGCGGCCCGUGUGUUCGCCGCACUUGCUGGUGGAGCCCUGCGCCGUGCGCGCGCAGCCGCAGCAGCCGCACAAGGACCCCGCGCCGGGCACGUGCGUGCUGCCGGCGGGGCGCUGCGCGCGCGCGCUGAGCUGCGCGCUGACGCUGGAGCGCGACUGGGCCGUGCAGUGCUGCGUGCUGCGCGCGCUGCCUGAGCUGCUGCACGCGCGCGCGCCCGCUGUGGGCCGCCGCGCGCAGGACCUGGACCUGCUGGCGUCCACGCUGCAGGCGCUCGUGCAGGACCGCAGCGCCAAGCCGCAGGACCGCAAGCCGCUGAUGUCGGAGGUGCACGGCGCGGCGCUGCCGGCGCUGGCCGCGCUGGCGCCGUACCACGCCUUCCUGGAGCCCCAGACGCAGCAGCGCAUCGUGCGCUGCCUGCUCAAGUUCGGCAUGCAACUCCGCACGGCUCAGCCCUUCAUCAACGCGCAGCCCUACAUCUACGCGCUUACGAUCUUCACGCUGGAGACGCGGGACACGAUGGUCAAGAUGCUGCCCGAGGUGCUGCUGGAUCUGUCCAAGAUCUCGGACACGAAGGCCAUCGCGAGCCCCAUGCUCGAGUUCUUGUCCACACUGACGCGGCUGCCGCGCGUGUUCGCGUCGUUCGUGGAGGACCAGUACAUGUCGGUGUUCGCGAUACUGCUGCCGUACACCAACCCGUCGCGCUACAACCAGUACGUGGUGUCGCUGGCGCACCACGUCAUCGCCGCCUGGUUCCUCAAGUGCCGCCUCUGCUAUCGCCGCAACUUCGUGCAGUUCAUCAUCCACGGCCUGCACAACUACAUCAUCAUGCCAUUCGAAGAGCAGCUGCAGUACCGGUCCAACAAGAGCCUCCGGAACUCCUCCAACGAGGACUCCUCCAACCGACAGCGUAGCUCCAGUCUGGUCGGUAUAUUUUUAUUCGGGAAAUUGUCAUAUAGAAAAACAAUAAAAUGUGUCUUAAAAGUGUACGUCUGUCAGGGCUCGAAAGUAGUGUCCCGAGCCACGCUGGGCGGCCGGACGGGCGGCACGGCGGGCGGCGGGGCGGGCGGCGGCGCCUCGGCCGCGUUCCACGUGGAGCUGACGGAGACCUGCGUGGACCUGCUCACGCGCUACGCCUCCACGCGCUGCAGCGUCAAGCCGCAGCGCGCGGACAUCGCCGACUUCCUGUUCUCGGGUGGUCAAUCAAUGACUUGGGUGGUAGGCCACAAGGUGGUGACCAUAACGACGUCGGGUUGCGUGCAGAACGCGGCGGCGGCGGGUCCGUGCGAGCGCUGCGCCGCGCUGAGCCGCGCUGUGCACGACGGCGCGGACGCUGCGCAGACGCAGAGCGAUUCUGACGACGCCGGCGCCAGCACGAGCAGCAAUCAGCUGCAUGUCAAUAACCCGCCCGAAAUCAAACGCUACAGCAAGCACUCGCUGAGUCGCUCCGCCGAGACCUCCAGCUCCUCGCUGUCCAUCUCCGACGCCGGACACAGCACCAGACAAAAUUCUUCGGAGAACAAUAAAUGUUCCGACCCAAUGCUGGAAGCCAUCGCCCAGAUCACCCAGCGGCUUGAGAAGCUGGCUAAAGAAGUGGACGUGGAACAGACGACGCCGCGGCCGUGCCCGUGCUGGAGCGCGGGCUGGGCGGAGCUGCACGUGCGCACGCCCACCGGCGACGUCAGCUGGCUGCUGCGCGCGCAGAACCACGAGAGCUGGGACCAAAUGCUGGAGUGGGCGCUGCAGGACCUGGCCGGCAGUGUGCCCCCCGCCUCCGUCUCCAGCCAGGACCAGCUCGAGGCCGGCAGCUCACGCGAUGUGGUGUGUCCGCAGACAGAGAGCCCGCGCUCGCGCUCGGGCUCCGGCGGCGCCCGCGACCCGCAGGACCUGCACAAGUCCAGCUCCGACUCGGUGGUGUCCGGCGAGCGACGGCCGCCGCACGCCGCCACGCACUGCAUCGUGCCGCCGCAACCUCUCAGGAGCACGACCCAGCCUAUCAACAUCCCCAGCUCCCCGCAGCGCCAGAGCUCGUCCAGUACUACUGAUGACGACGACAUGCUGCUCAUUGUACCUGAGGGCAAGUCGCGUCACCCGGUGCGGCGCUCCAACUCCUCCCCGGAGAUGUCGUCCUCGUGGAAGCUGAGCCGCGACGAGCUCGAGCCCGACCACGACGAGGACAUGAUCCUGCUGCCCAGCUGCGAGCCCGCCGGCACUAUGUCCAUGGCGAUGCACGCGAGCAAGAAGGCGGCCAAGAAGAGCGACAUGAGAGUGUCCUGCGAGGCCAUCCCCGAGGAGAUGUCGGGCACGUCUCCGCUCGCGGCGGCGCGGACACAACCCGCCGCCGCGCACCAUCCGCAUCUCAUGACCUACAACUCUGACCCGGGAGCUGUUGAGGCACCGGCUACUUCACAACCUGCACAUCACCAGUUACAAAAAACGGCUAGCGACAGCACCGUGCCGUCCAGUUCCGCGCUUAAACCGCCGCGACCGCCGGCCGCGGGCGCCGGCGCCGGCUGCAGCACUGCGGAGGCCGGCGGCGCUGCAGCGGCGCGCGACCGCGACGAUCUGCCGCCGCUGUCGCGCUCUCGCCGCUCGCACACCAUCUCCGUCAUGAGUCCCACCCGCAGGCAUCGAGAGAACGUGCAAAACCGGCUGAACGCCGCGAACGCAGCGUCGUCCCCGGCGGCGGGCAGCGGGGCGGCGGUGGACGCGGGCAUGGGGCUGGGCGGCGGCGGCAUGACGCCGUCGUUCCUGUUCCUGCAGCUGUACCACAACCUGAAGUCGUACCCGCUGACGGGCGCCGUGCCGGGCGAGCCGCAGCCGCCGCCGCACCCGCUGCUGGAGCGGCCGCUGCGCGUCUCGGGCGUGCAGCACGAGCGCAGCAUCAAGAGCCUCGACCUCGUGCCGCCCGUCGACACCUACAAAGUGGGCGUGCUGUACGUGGGCCCGGGGCAGCACGACAACGAGGUGCUGAUCCUGAAGAACACGUUCGGGUCGGUGCGCUACUCGGAGUUCCUGGCGGGGCUGGGGUCGCUGGUGUCGCUGCUGGAGGAGCCCGACCCCGAGCUGUUCCUCAACCUGGAGCGCGGCGGCCGCGACGGCACAUACACAUACGUCUGGCGCGACGACAUCAUGCAGGUGCUGUACCACGUGGCGACGGCGAUGCCGACGUCGGCCAAGGACCCGACAUGCAACGAGAAGCGCAAGUACAUCGGCAACGACCUCGUCUCCAUCGUCUACAACGACUCCGGACACGAGUUCAACAUUCAGACGAUCAAGGGCCAGGCGAACCUGUGCAUCAUCGUGGUGGAGCCGACGGCGCACGGCAUGUGCGUGGUGCAGGUGCGGAGUCGCGACGAGCGCGUGCGCGCGCUGCUGCCGCACCUGGACGUGUUCCACGUGUCGCUGAGCGUGGCGCCGCGGCUGGCGCGCCAGCUGGCGCUGCACUGCUCGCUGGCGGCGCAGAUCGCGCAGUCGCUGCGGCUGGGCGCGCCGCCCGCCGCCUCCAACGCGCUCGAGCGGCUGCGCAUCAUCAAGCGGCUGCGGCGGCGGCUGGAGGCCGAGCGGCUGGCGGCCGCCGCGCGCCCGCAACACAUGACCUACGGCUCGCCCGAGCAGGCGCAGCGCAUCGCCAUCGACGACUUCAACGACUAUGCGUAGUCGCCCUGCACCUCUCGCUACACUCUAUUGUACCCGUUUCGUUUUACAAAUUUUGCGUCACAUGUGAUAGUAGCAUACUAAAUGAAUACUGAAUAGUAAUAAAUAUAUUAUGUAAUGACUCCGGCGAGAUCUCCAAUCGAAAUCGCUACGCUUGCAGUUAGUAGAGGAAAAACGUCACGCCCUGCCUCCCGCCAUUCGAACUUGUGACUGCACUCGGUCGGUUCUAUGUUCUGACGCGCAGUGUUGUGUCAAAUCAAAAGUUAUAGCAACCACUUCAGUAACAACCACCCUCUUCAAUCUUGUACUCGACUUGCAUGAAAUAAAACUAAUCGUUUUAAAGCUGUUGACUCUGAAAGCCUAUUCAGAAUUAACAGCUCUACUACGUUUCGAGUGUCCGCUGCGUGACUUGUAAUCUUAGCACGUUUAGCCAGGCCCAUUUAUGUUGCAUUUAACUCAGACAGGUCCAAUACUUGAUCGUCACAUACCAAACAACCUUACAAAGCAAAUGCAAUUAUAACUCGACUAGGAAAAUAAAAAGCCUAGAUAUAAUAUAAAAAUCAUUAAUUUCAAUCAGAUUAAAUGGUACUAAAUGAACACAUGUGUACCAUAGAACAGAUCAUUUUUAUUUUUCUGGUAAAGUUAUAGAACCAUGACUAGUGUUUGCAAUAACUUUUGAUGGCUUGCAGUGUGUCCAUCAGACUCCGGAUCGACGUCGACCACAUCCCGACUACCGCCGACACGAUCCUUGAGCACUCUGCGAAAGAGAGGCAGAACUGUAUGUAUCACAAUAUCUGUAUGAUCAAAUGCAACCUUACUCUUUCGCCGAGCACUCAAAGCAAAUGCCGGCGGAGGACCCACGCACUGCAUUCACAAUUCAUAUUAGUAUUAUUUCUAUGUCCCAUUUUCAAAUCGACAUCCUGUGGCCUGUGGCUUAGCUAUUAAUUAAUUUAGGUUUUGAACUGAGUAAUGUUAAUUUAUAGACUAUUAGGUGUGUGUGUUGGCUGCGCGAGCGACGGCCGCGUCUGCCGCUGCAGCUACUACUUGUUAAGUGUAUUGAAGCAUUUGUUGUUAAAACAUUUUAUGUAGCAAUUUAUUUCCUGACAACAUUUUGUAAUCAAAUAAAUGAUGGCUAUUU
This is a messenger RNA of Plodia interpunctella (Indianmeal moth), 6937 nucleotides long. It is a transcript of the gene gig, whose product is annotated as gigas. The coding region runs from base 205 to 5802 and encodes 1865 amino acids. Lineage: Eukaryota; Metazoa; Arthropoda; Insecta; Lepidoptera; Pyralidae. The transcript is spliced from 33 exons. Gene Ontology annotation, cellular component: nucleus; cytoplasm; TSC1-TSC2 complex. The record is from RefSeq and is a predicted model, not a curated record. Gene Ontology annotation, molecular function: GTPase activator activity. Gene Ontology annotation, biological process: negative regulation of TOR signaling; positive regulation of GTPase activity; negative regulation of insulin receptor signaling pathway.